AUGUGCACCAUCCAAGUUCUUUCUGCGAGCAUCGUUCUACUCGCUGCAACUGUCCUUCUCCAACGUUUUUUACGGGGGUAUUCGGUGGUUAGUAAACUACCUGUUGCUCCCUCUGAAGAGGCAAGCAUACUGUGGGGUCAUGAAUACAAGGUAGCCAAGGGUGAGGUCAGCGCCGAGUAUACGCGAUGGGCAGCUCUGUUGGGACAAGUUUUCAGGAUCAAAGCAGCGCUCUUUCAAGGGGAUCGCGUGAUUGUCGCAGACAGCGUAGUGGCACAGCAUAUUUUUCAGAACGCAUAUAUUUACUUGAAUUCUCAAACCUUCGAACCCAUAGUAGUCAAAGUUGUUGGUCGAGGUGUCGCUUGGGCAGAAGGCGAAGAACACAAGUUCCAGCGCAGGCUCCUAUAUGCAACUACAUCAUACAGGCUUUCUGCGGUUAAGGGAUUGGCUGAUGAUGUUUUGCAAUGUGCCGAAAAGUGUGCUUCUAGAUUGGCAAGCGACCUUGAAACUCAGGAAAACAUCAAUGCGGGAGUGUUCAACCUUAGUUUGUACAUCCCGGCCUACGCGUUUGAGACCAUAUGUCGAGUCGUUUUUGGACGCGACUUUGGCUAUGAAAACUCGGAUGCACAGGCUAUACUUGGAUCUUGGCGUGAAGAUGUUCAAAAAUUUGCCACAUUCCUGGCCUUCCUGGCACCUAGGUUAAUCGGAAUAUUUCCUUGGAUUGCAAGACUCCCGAUCGCGGCUUUCCAAGAGGAUGGAUUUGCGAAGAAAGUGAUCCAACGAGUGGCGGGAGAAUUAUUGAAGCAGCCUUCGAACCCUGAUGGACGAGAUAUCUUCUCUAUCCUUGUGAGGGAAUCAUGGGAAGGCAAAGAAAUUUCAGGAGAGAAGCUAUCCAAUCAACAGCUGAUUGACAAUAUCACAACCCUUCUAAUGGCUGGUUUCGAAGCAUCAUCGGGAGUUGUAGUGUUUACUCUGCUCGACCUGGCGCAGAACAUGGAGGCACAGACCAGGCUUCGAGAAGAGCUCCUCGGGGCUGAACUAGACCCAAAGACCAUCGACAACCUGCAGUACCUCGACGCUGUUACACGCGAAAGCCUCCGCUUGCACCCAUCAUCUGCGGAAACACACCGUAUAGCCGUUUGUGACGAUACUAUUCCUUUACACAAGCCCGUCACACUUCAGACUGGUGAGAUCAUCACCGCCCUUCCCGUAAGAGCCGGUGAUCAAUUCACCAUACCUUAUACGCUUUUGAACACUAAUCCCGUAAUAUGGGGGCCAAAUGCCCAGGAGUUCGUCCCAGAGAGAUGGAUGGCGCCAGAUGGCGUACCACCGUCGAAAGAACUCCCACACGGACCGUGGAGCAACCUGUCUACCUUUAGCGACGGUCCUCGUAUGUGCAUCGGAUGGCGUUUGGCUGUAAUGCAGGUUAAGACUUUCCUCGCCGUUAUGGUUAGGACAUUCGAGUUCAAAGAUUCAGGGGUCAAAGUUGAUAAGAUGAUGUCGCCCUCUCUUCAACCAUUUGUCAAUGGUAAAGCUGCGGUGCAUCCUAUACGUAUUUCUCCUGUCCAUUCAAGCACGUAUUAA
Messenger RNA from Desarmillaria tabescens, 1581 nucleotides. Its product is annotated as cytochrome P450. The coding region runs from base 1 to 1581 and encodes 526 amino acids. Gene Ontology annotation, molecular function: iron ion binding; heme binding; monooxygenase activity. The transcript is spliced from 13 exons. Lineage: Eukaryota; Fungi; Basidiomycota; Agaricomycetes; Agaricales; Physalacriaceae. The record is from RefSeq and is a predicted model, not a curated record.